Messenger RNA from Pelodiscus sinensis (Chinese soft-shelled turtle), 6426 nucleotides. It is a transcript of the gene SLC35A3, whose product is annotated as solute carrier family 35 member A3. Gene Ontology annotation, molecular function: pyrimidine nucleotide-sugar transmembrane transporter activity. Gene Ontology annotation, cellular component: Golgi membrane. The record is from RefSeq and is a predicted model, not a curated record. NCBI's taxonomy places the organism in Eukaryota, Metazoa, Chordata, Testudines, Trionychidae. Gene Ontology annotation, biological process: pyrimidine nucleotide-sugar transmembrane transport.
AUACCAGCCUACAGCUCGGUGUGAUUAUUGUGCAUGAACCUGUUUUGCUGAACACCGAUGAGGCCACUUCUCAUCAUUUGUAAAACUCUGUGGCUUCUUAAAGGAUUUAUGAAAUGAAAAUAUGAUAUAUUAUUGGUGCUGAUUUUUGAGGCACUUUAUCCUGUUGAAAACUCUUUUUGGAGAGGGGGGGGAGAACUGGUUGAAGAAAAAACCCUCAAGGAUUUGUAACCAAUUUUAGGGAGGCAAAUUUAAAUAAUGUUACCAUCUUAAAACUUCUGCUGUCCAGAAUCAUGGAAAAUAAUGAAGAGGAGGAUGUACUACAAAAUGACAUUACUACUGAAAGUCAAAGUCAAGAAAUGUCUACCAAUUUAAAAUACCUUUCCUUGGGAAUCCUGGUCUUUCAGACCACUAGUUUAGUUUUGACUAUGCGAUAUUCUCGGACAUUGAAAGAGGAAGGACCUCGUUACUUAUCCUCUACUGCAGUAGUUGUUGCUGAACUUUUGAAGAUUAUGGCCUGCAUUUUAUUGGUCUACAAAGACAGCAAGUGCAAUUUCCGGGCUCUGAACAGAGUGCUACAUGAUGAAAUCCUUAACAAGCCUAUGGAAACACUUAAGCUUGCUAUUCCAUCAGGGAUUUAUACUCUUCAGAAUAACUUGCUGUAUGUAGCACUGUCAAACCUAGAUGCUGCUACUUAUCAGGUCACAUAUCAAUUGAAAAUUCUUACUACAGCAUUAUUUUCUGUGUCUAUGCUAAGUAAGAAAUUAGGUAUAUACCAGUGGCUAUCAUUAGUGAUAUUGAUGACAGGAGUAGCAUUUGUACAGUGGCCCUCAGAUUCUCAAGCAACAACUACAAAAGAGUUGUCUGCGGGAUCUCAAUUUGUUGGUCUUAUGGCAGUCCUUAUAGCCUGCUUUUCAAGUGGAUUUGCUGGAGUUUAUUUUGAGAAGAUUUUAAAAGAAACCAAACAAUCUGUCUGGAUCAGAAACAUCCAACUUGGAUUUUUUGGUAGCAUAUUUGGAUUGAUGGGUGUGUACAUUUAUGAUGGAGGACUUAUAUCAAAGAAUGGAUUUUUUCAAGGAUAUAACAAACUUACCUGGAUAGUUGUUGUUCUACAGGCACUUGGGGGCCUCGUGAUUGCUGCUGUUAUAAAAUAUGCAGACAAUAUUUUAAAGGGAUUUGCAACAUCUUUGUCAAUUAUAUUGUCAACACUGAUAUCCUAUUUCUGGUUGCAAGAUUUUGUCCCAACCAGUGUUUUUUUCUUUGGAGCCAUUCUUGUGAUUGCAGCUACAUUCCUAUAUGGUUAUGAUCCAAAACCUGCAGGAAAUCCUAUCAAGGCAUAGCUGGCUUCAUUAUCAGCCUCUUUCUCAAGACUGUGCAUUAGGGACUUCAACAAGAAUUCCAUAUGAAAGAUUUCAUUAUGCACUGGACGGAAAGGAUCACUACACUGAAUCUAAGCAUGAACAUGUUACUGGUGUUGGAGAACCAAAGGGUUAAAGACAGAAAAUAAUGUAAUGUAAAGCUGAUGAAAAAAAUUAAAGGGCAAAGCCUAGUGCAAGUUGCUAAUAAUAACUUGAAAGGAACAAAUUGUUUCCAAAAAAACUACAAAUUACGAAUGUUUACAGCUUGAAUUUGAGAUUACAUCAGAUGAUUUUACUGUUUUGAUUGCUGCAGAAAUAUAUCCUAUGCACUCUUUGCAAGAGCACAUGACAAUAUUUGUCAGAUUGUAUGUUUUUGCAAAUUGACUGUAUUUAAUGUUAGUAAAUGUGUUUUAACUGUUUUGUCUAUAGAGAUCAAAUCAAAUUGAAUAUAAUGGUUCUACUUAGGGGUUCCUUAUUAAAACUGUGAAAACUCUGAUUGAAAGACAUUUUCACACAUAUCCAAGAUGUUUGUGGAAGCUGAUUUAAAUAAACAGACAUCUGAAUUCUGUUGCAUAACUAUGUAGUUCAUAUAAGGUCAAGAUUCUGACUUAGAUCUGUAAAAGAGAAAAAUUCAGGGGUAAGGCUAGACAUUCCAAUCUUAACCAAAGUGCUCACUAGAAUUAUAAGCCAUCUAGUAAGCUACUUGAACAUACACCCUAGGUUCCUGCAAUAAUUAGAUACAAUAGCAUUAGUGUUAAAGAUGGAGUGUUUGUUUGGAUAAUAUUCAUUCCUUUAUCCCAAUUGAUAGAAAUCGACUUAGUAUUACCUUAAAGUAGCUUUUAUAGUUAGUUUCCUUUAGAGAUGUUUUUAAUUGUGAUUUUUAAAAAAAUUAAAUGUUUUAAAUUAUUAUCUGUAGCAGCUUGUUUUGGACCCAUUAUGGUAUAUAAUGUAUAUACAGCAGUGUACCAUAUUACAAAGGUUAUUUUAAAUGAGUGUUAAUUCAUAAGAACUCCUCCAAGACUGUUUGAAUACAUGUAUAUAAUGGCUUGUUUAGAGGUUUUUUAAAUUUCCAGAGUCACUGAGCAAAUUGAGUAAAUGGGUCUUCUGGAACUAUUCAGUCUAGUGCUAGAAUUACAUAAUUAGGAAACAUACUGAUUAUAGGAAACAAGAAAAUCAUGGGAAACAGUUAUUGUGUAAUAGAUAAAUAUCAAUGUAUAUUAUUAUUUUCUACUUAAAAAUACCAAAAACAAUUAGACCAUGUUAUGAACAAAUCUCUUGCCAAAUUAUUUACAUAUACCUAUUUGUUCCAUUCAUACUUUUCCCUUCCCCAACCUAUUCCCCAAAAGAUUAAAAAUAAAUUGUUUUCAUAAGAUCUUUUAUAACGAGUAUUAAUGUGGAGUGACUUCUCAUCUGAGUGUUACACUUGUGAAAGUAUAAAUGUGUAACAGAAAUGUUACCGUCCCUUACCUGUAACAUCACAGGUUGUGAAUAUCUAAGUAUUUGAUGCCACACACACAUGGGCAAGCAGAAGUUAAAAUUGUUGUGGUGACAGAAGAAUUUAAAAAAAUAUUUACCAAAGUAUUACAACCAGUUUUUCAAAAUGUUUUAGCCCUGGUCUACAGUAGGUCCUUAUUCCAAAAUAGCCACCACCCAAGUUUGAAUUAGUAAGCGAUGCAUCCAUACAAUCAAACCCACUAUUUUGAAAUAACGGGCUGUAGAAUUCGUACUCUUUUCAAGAAGAGUAACACUGAUUCCAAAUAGUAAUUUUAACAUAACGGUAGUGUGGGUGCUUCAGUGCCGCUAAUUCAAAUUUAUUGGCUGCCGGGAGACCUCCCACAACUCCCCAGAGUGCUUCCUGGGGCUCUAAGUCCAAGGUAGUGCAUUCACAUUAAUGGAGCCUGCCUCAGACUAAUUUUGAGGCUUCCUCAUAGUGAAGAUACUCUAGUUCAAAUUUGUUAUAUCAGGAGUUACGUCAAAUUUAGUCAUUUCAAAAUAGUUUCCUAGAGGAUAUGUGGCCUUAGUGCUAGAAUAUUAGACCGUGCCACAGAAAAUAUGUUAAAAAGCCAUGGGAUUUUAAACAGUGGAUCUGGCCUGUGACUGCCCUGUCACUCCCUCUUCCCCAGGCCAAUCAGGACCUGGGGGCACGGGAGCAUGUGAAGUCUCCUCGCCCCCGCAAGAUUGUGCAGCAGCUAGAAAGACACACCGACUGUUUUAAAACAGUUGGCAUUUAUCUCUAGGUGUCACAUGCCUUUGGGGAGGGAAGCUGUGCCUGCUCCCUGUCCCCAGGCCAAUUAAGGCCUGGGGGCAGGAAGCAUACAAAGUCUUUCGUGUCCUGUCCCCGCCCUGCCAGGGGCACUCAGCCACUAGAGAGAUACACUAGCUGUUUUUUAAAACAACCAGCAUGUCUCUCUCGCUGCCACAUGCUCUUGCGGGGGCGAGAAGAUUUUGCACGCUCCCCUGCCUCCAGUCCCUGAUUGGCUUGGGAGCAGGGGGAGCAUAUUAAGCCUUCUCCCACUGGGCACCUAGAAGGAACCGCAAGCUGUUUUAAAACAGCUGAUAUUUAUCUAUAGGGACCAGGGGAAGGAGGAGAAAGACUUCUUGCACUCUCCCACCCCAAGCCAAUCAGGGUGGGGGGAAGCACAAGAAGUCUCCUGGCCACGCCCUUUCCACCUGAGGCUCCACCCCUUCUGGGGUGGCCCCUUUUAAAAAAUUAUUGCCCACUCCUGUUUUUAAACUAUUAUAACGGAGUUGGCUAAAAUCAUUCUUAUUUCCAGCAAAUAAGAAUAAUGCUGUUUUUCUAGGUAAUUAUGUGGAUUAAUCCACUUUCUGUGUUCAUUACUAGGGAAAUAGAAUAGAGGACUCCCAAAACAUAUGCAAGUGGUUAAACUAGAAGUACUAAUCAUCUCUAAGAUCUAUGGAUAAUUGUUAUGCUCUCUGAUCUCCAGGUUAAGAGGAAUAUUAUAUCUUCAAGACCUGUUUUACAGGUUGUCACAAACUGAUUUACAAAUAAGUAUGGAUCACUUCAUUCACCACUGACAUGCACUGCUGAGGUAAAGAGUAAACUAUUUUAUAGUGUGUAACAAUGCCUACGUAACAGUUUAGGACAAGGAGUGAAGAAUGCCCUAUCUUCUUGAAACUACCUAAGGAAUUUAUUUAGUUUGAAUGCAAUUACCUGAAUUUGAAUUUGGCCAGUACAAUAUUGUCUAUUACUUUAGGAUUGCAGUAGUGAUAGUUAGCAGGUGACUUCUAUUGGCGACUUCACUGAGAAACUUCUUCUACUUGAAAGAAAGGCAAGGGAAAGUGUAUGGGGGGAGGAAAUGGAGUAAAAAAUCAGUGCAUUGUCAGAUGAUGGACAGUGAUUUUUCAAAUUCUUCUGUAAGAAAUCCAGACUGGCUCUUCACCCAGGAUUGGACCAAUAUCAUAACAAGCAUCAGUGUAUAAAGGGAAGAAUAAACACACUUGACUCUGGAUCUGUAAAUAAAAUAGAUCACUGCCAGGCUUUAGAAAACAUUUCUCUAAUUCAGCAUGGGGCAAAUCCUGUUCCUGAGAUGCAUGGAACCAGUGUGGUUGCUGUGGAAAGGAAUAGAACAGCAUUUGAAGAAGCCUACACAGGUUGUGUGCAUUUCAUGAGUGAAGCAAUGCUGUCAGAGGGCAGUGUUACAUUUUCUCUCAAGAAUAGUUUCAGAGCCAGGUAGGAUGACAUGCAACUGUGGAUCCCCUGGCCAUCCAUUCCUGUUGAGAAAGUACAGGAGCUACAAUACGAUGGCCAAUGCAGAGCACUCAGAAGCCUGGAAAAUAGCAGUGACAUAGUGUAUUUAGGCAUAUCUCAAAGCUAAUUUUUAGAACGCAAACUAGUUUUCCAGGUCUAAGAAUGACUUUUCAUUCUUUAGAAUAGUUGAUUGUUGUAUAUUUGGCAGCUUAUGUAUACUUAGUACCUAGCUUUUAAUAUUUAUAAAAUUAUAGCAUAUUUAUUUACAACAACAUGAACGUGUGAUUAUUUGUUUUUUGAAAGGCAUGAGUUAUGGAAUUAGUAUUAUUUUAUGUAAUACUAUAUUUGGAAAUCACCCAAAGACUACUAGAAUGUGCAGCAACAGUAUAGUGUCAGGCUAGCUAGGACAAAAGAAAAGCAUCGUAGCUUGAAAUUACUGAUAUAUGGAAUUAUCCUGAAAGUGAAAUAAACCUGCAACUUAGUGAUGUGAAAAACACUAGUGAGGUAAAAAAGUAUUUACUUCAUAAAUUGAUAUAAUCUAUCCAAAAGUGCCCAUUACACAGAGACUCCAAGUAAAUUGGCUUAAAGCUUUAUUAAACUUAUCUGUUGUUGAUUAAAUACAACACAUUUGCUCUGUCACCAAGCAUUUUGAAAUGUAUAGGUAGAUGUUUGCUCUUCUAAUUCUUACUUAUAGAAAAUAAUCCGUUUGUUUUUAUUUUUUGUUUCCUUUCUCUUCAUGAAAUGGAUCUUGUGUUUUGACAGUAUACUUGAUUUUCAGUCACUUACAUCAGUGGUUCUCAACCUAGGGUGUGCAGAGGCCUUCCAAGGGGUACAUCAGGUGAUCUGGGUAUUUUGGCUAGUUUUACCACAGGCUACAUAAAAGCACUAGCAAAUUCAGAACAAAUUAAAAUGUCAUACCAUCACUUGUUCAUACUAAUCAGUAUACUAUCCACUGAAAUGUACAAUAUUUACGGUAUAUUCCAUGUGAAAAGUGAGAAAAUAAGCAAUUUUUCAGUAGUAGUUUGCUAUAUGUUUAUAUUUUUCUUUGAUUUUUGUAAGCAAGUACUUUUCAAGUCAGGUAAAAUAUGGGGUUACACGAGACAAAUCAGACUCCGUAAAAGGGGUGUUGUAGUCUGGAAAGGUUGAGAGCCACUGACUUAGACAUCAUGUGUUUGGUUUCGGGAACAUGUAAUUGGGGUUUUAUAACUUAUUUUCAUGGGUAUACUUCUGAAGAAUGUAACUGAUUUGUUUUUUUGCCCAACUUUUUCAAUUGAUAAAUCAGUCCUGGCAUUUGUUAUCUAUUCAUGUAUUACUCAUUUAUCAAGGCUUUUCAUAUUAUUUUCUUAUCAACCAUUCAUAAGA